UGGGAUGAGAGGCACAAGGGCGUUUGUGACCUGCCACAAGGCCUUAGUGUGCAAACAGUUUCAAUAGUAACAAAACAAGGCUGAAAAUUGUUCCAGUGAAAAUGCAAGUUCUCCCCUAAAUUCCCGUUGAUGGUUCGGACAUUGCGGGACCGGAGCGUGCCUAGAGCGCACCGCUGAUUCCUUUUGGCGUCUGACUGGCGAAUGACUUUGUUGAACAUGGAGGUAGACAACGAACUGGACCAGACUCUGCUGCAGCAGUUCAGUUGCAUGGGCACCACAGACAAAGAUGACUUAGUGAGGCAACUGCAGAAACUUGUUGGCCACCAUUUGAACUCCACGACGGCUGCGUUUUUCCUUGAUAUGAACAACUGGAAUCUACAAGCUGCAAUCUGUUCCUAUUUCGAUUGCCAAUCCCCAACAGACCUGCCGUCCAUGGUCCUUGUGAAGGAUGUGACGAUAGGUGAGGGAGAAAGUGUCCCACCAGCGACCCAAUUCACCAAAACAUGGAGAGUUCAGAACAAUGGUGAUGAUGAGUGGCCAGAUGGCUGCUGUCUACAAUUUACUGGCGGAGUUCAACUCUCAGAAUGUGAAAGGGUACCUGUACAGCCUGUACGGGCAGGUGCCGUUACAGACAUCAGUGUGGAAAUGAGAAGUCCUUUAACACCAGGAAUCUACCAGAGCAAGUGGAGAAUGGUCACACCUGCUGGGUCAUAUUUUGGAGAUGUCAUCUGGGUUAUUCUUACGGUAGCAGAGGGGGGUACCAUGGCAUUGACGCAGCAGCUUUCACAUCUCAGUGAUUUGGGGGCAAGUCCUCCGCCACAUGCUCCUCACAUGCUCAAUCCCUUCACCAGACUCCUUUCUAGUCAUAAUGUCUUUCAGGGCCAAGCUGAAGGUGGGGACGUAGCUAUGGAUUUGAGACCUAACGAAGGACCUGAAUGAUUAUAAGGUUCGGAGCAAUGCACUGUUGUGUCAAGAAUUGGGGGCUUAGGGCACAACUCAUGACUGAAGAUUUUUUAAUUUUAGUUAAGUUUCUUUGUAAACAGAACCUGUGAAAACCCUUCAACUCAAAAUCUGCGUCUUUUAUAUGUAGUUUUGAUAAACAUAAUACCGUUAUUCUGGAUCUACUGCCAGCCAAGAGGUACCUGGAACUGCGCUCCCCCUAAAACCCUUAAAUGCCUCUUGUUCACAUACAUUCUAAACUUUGCUCCAAAUGAGAUGUGGGUGAUUUGCAUGUUGUAAGAUUUACCACAUCUAAAAUUUAAAUUAUAAAUUCUCUCUUAAUUUAAGAUAUCAGUUGUAUUAUAUAACUUAACUAACCUUAUGUCUCAAACGAAUUUCUCUUGUAGCAACCUUCUUUUUAUUUUCCGUGAUUAAGUGGUUCAUCCAAAGAAGUCUAUGCAAAACUUAUUCUGUAUCUGUCUUAUGUUUUUGUACAAAAAUUUCAUAGUUUGUUUGCUUGUUAUCUUUGUUUGUCAUUUGUUUAAUACUGAGAGGAUUGAAGUCACUCUCAUCUCAGUUUCCAGAGAUAUUUAUCUAAAAAAGAAGUACAUGUUCUUUAAACUUCAUUCUGCAAUUCUUCAAGAUGUUAAAAAAGUAAAAUUAAAUUGGAACAGUUGGGUGACUGUUAAGUAAACCGAAAUAUUUUCUAUGCUAAUGACCUGAGGGUUCGCCUGAAUCUAUAGGUCCUUUUUGCCUUCCAAGAGACAUUCCCAAUUCCAAUUUUCUUAACAAUACAAUUCCAAAGAACACUUACAAAGGAAAUUUAUUGGACCAUUUAAUCACCCUCUGUUUUUAAUACUUGAGGCAGCUGUGGCUGCUGUUAAAUGAUCACAUUUUGUACAAUUUAAGAUAGGGAUGUGUAUUGUGUUAAAAUUUCUUCCAAUGGUGAAAGAGUAGAUUCAGAAAUGGUUACUUAUUAAUCAGUUUGUAGUUUUGGCCUGAAAUAUGUGAGUAUGUUCCAGCCUAACAGAUUUUUCUCACUUAUUCAGAAGUUGUUAUGUAACCUACUUUUUAUAGAUGUAAUUUGUCCAGCUGAACACAAUACUUUGUUUACAUUGCUCUGAAAAUAACUAUUAGGAGCUUAACAUAUAUGCCCCCUGCUGCUAGAGGAACAAUUUUCUUUCUUAGAAUUUGUGCUACUAAAGCUCUGUUGCAAUAAGCAAAUUUAACUUUUUGAAAAGGAUGGAUAAGGACAAGGCUGUGAUGUCUCUUCUCUUCUCUUCUCUUUAUUUUGGCAGAGCAGAAUGUGAAAGGCAAGUGUCUACUGCUUCCACAGUUCUUCCCAUCAACGGUGUUGUGUCUUAUGUAUUGUAUGUUUGUUACUUUGUGGUGUGAGUUAGUGGAACAGUGUGUACAGAGUGAAUGUGGCUGGGACUGCCCUCCUGUAUUGUAUUUUUGUAUGCGUGAGUGUCUUAUUGUAAUGUAUUGUGAGGGGUAGGUACGAUGACAACUGGGCAGUUUUAUGAAAUUGAUAUCUCCACAAAGUGUGCAUAACUUCUUUUGUCUGUAAAGUUUGUUCCUACAAUUUUAUUUUGGGCUUAACAAGUAAUAAUGCAGCUUGGCAGAUUCUUCCAUUUUUACCCUCGAAGACUCCGCACUUUAAAGCAAUUUAAAUUUAAUUCUCGUUUUACCUGUGUAACGACUACUGCCAGCUAAAUGAUCGUCUUUCUACAUCUGUAAGUUGAUGCCUGUGGAUUGUCAGUUGGAUGGGUUUAUUAUUUACAAAUUUACAUAUUCUCUAUGCGCAGCUACCUUACUUUCAAUUUUGUGUUUUGUUGUCAGCUAGAAAAAAUCAAGCAUUUUGUAGAUUUUGAAUUUUAUUAAUAUGUACUCUUGUUUCAUUUGUAUAAAAGAAAAGAUUGUACAUAAUUAAAGUAUCCAUUAUAAAUUUAAAAAAUGUUUGUUUCAAAACUUUAUUAUAAGGUUUUGUUAAUAAAUGACAUCAUCACUGUUUGACUCGUGUACUUCUGUGGGAAUAUUUGCUGGGUGGGACUCUUGUCUGAUGUGUCAUUUAUCAACAUUUCCUAAUGUUAUGUGUUAGUUUGUGGAAAUGUCUUUUGUACUUCUACCAGGAGCCAAUAUUUCUCUUCUUUAAGGUAGGACUUAGUCUCCAAUGUUCAGCGAAUCAAUUGUGGAGGAAGCAUCCUAAAGUAUCUCGAUGCAAUCAUGAAUCUAGUGAUAGUUGAUUCUGACACUGAUAGCUAUGCGAUUUGUUAUUUUUGUGCAAAACUGUAGUCUGUUCUUUGUGACAACCUGGAAGGAUUUUAUAUAGGCUCAGACUUUUGUGCUGUACACGUGUCAAAUUAUCCUUUUGGCCUGUUUGUAGCACAUUUGGGAUGCUUCUGCCUGAAGUACAUGGCAAAUUCCAGCCUUUUGGUUAAAAAUUGAAUAAUACCUAUAAGUAAUUGUAGAAUUCAAGGUUGUGGAUUGUCCACAUUUACACAUGUGUGCGGAGCUAAAGAAAUUAUUUAAAGCUCUAUUUUAUUAAUUAAAAUCAUGGUUGGUUGAUUGAUUUAAAAUUUUAAAGCAUUGAUUCGUUGUUGGCUUAAGGAACUACUUGAAAACAAGCGAGAAAUCAUUUCAAAUCUCGUUGACAUGUGUUGUUCAGCUAAGACUUUUCUUGGUUUUUAUUUACUGGAAUAAAUUGUUAAGAAAUGAAA
Molecule: messenger RNA, 3659 nt
Organism: Thrips palmi
Lineage: Eukaryota; Metazoa; Arthropoda; Insecta; Thysanoptera; Thripidae
Product: protein ILRUN
Exons: 6
Coding region: 202-939 (245 amino acids)
Biological process (GO): macroautophagy
Cellular component (GO): phagophore assembly site
Molecular function (GO): ubiquitin binding
Source: RefSeq, a predicted model, not a curated record